Equus caballus (horse) is the source of this 2112-nucleotide messenger RNA. The record is from RefSeq and is a predicted model, not a curated record. Lineage: Eukaryota; Metazoa; Chordata; Mammalia; Perissodactyla; Equidae.
UCUUUCAACCAGACCACAUUUCUGCAGCAAGGAAGGUUUGAGAAACUAGUUCCCAGAUCUUCUCCCUUCUCUCAGAGAAGGGGCUUUUAUCCUGAACAGUUUCUUCUCCUUGUCCACGUGCCCCCUCCCUCAGCUCCUCUUUGCCAGCUGGUCUCUCUCCUUGCAGCCAUUCCCGAUGGAGUUCUGGACACUGCCAUCCGUGCUGACGAGGCGGGGAGCGAGGAGGACCUCUAUGAGGAUAUGCACAGCUCCAGCCACCACUACAGCCACCCUGCUGGGGGCGGCGAGCAACUGGCCAUCAAUGAGCUCAUCAGCGAUGGCAGUGUGGUCUGUGCUGAAGCACUCUGGGACCAUGUCACCAUGGAUGACCAGGAACUGGGCUUCAAAGCUGGGGAUGUCAUCGAAGUAAUGGAUGCCACCAACAGAGAGUGGUGGUGGGGCCGUGUCGCCGACGGCGAGGGAUGGUUCCCAGCCAGCUUCGUGCGGCUGCGUGUGAACCAGGACGAGCCUGCGGACGACGAGGCGCUGCGGGCCGGGGCUGGCGGGGCGGAGGACGGCGGGACCGAGGCGCAGAGCAGCAAGAACCAGAUGCGGACCAACGUCAUCAACGAGAUCCUCAGCACGGAGCGCGACUACAUCAAGCACCUGCGCGACAUCUGCGAGGGCUACAUCAGGCAGUGCCGCAAGCGCGCCGACAUGUUCAGCGAGGAGCAGCUGCGCACCAUCUUCGGGAACAUCGAGGACAUCUACCGCUGCCAGAGGGCCUUCGUGCAGGCGCUGGAGCAGAGGGUCAACAGGGAGCGGCCGCACCUCAGCGAGCUGGGCGCCUGCUUCCUGGAGCACCAAGCGGACUUCCAGAUCUACUCCGAGUACUGCAACAACCACCCCCGCGCCUGCCUGGAGCUCUCCCGGCUCGCCAAGCUCAGCAAGUACGUGUACUUCUUCGAGGCCUGCCGGCUGUUGCAGAAGAUGAUUGACAUCUCUCUGGACGGCUUCCUGCUGACCCCAGUGCAGAAGAUCUGCAAGUACCCUCUGCAGCUGGCUGAGCUGCUCAAGUACACACCCCCCCAGCACAGGGAUUUCAAGGACGUGGAGGCUGCUUUACAUGCCAUGAAGAACGUGGCCCAGCUCAUCAAUGAACGGAAACGGAGACUGGAAAACAUCGACAAGAUUGCUCAGUGGCAAAGCUCCAUAGAGGACUGGGAGGGGGAAGACCUCCUGGUCAGGAGCUCAGAGCUCAUCUACUCAGGGGAGCUGACUCGAGUUACACAGCCACAAGCCAAGAGCCAGCAGAGGAUGUUUUUUCUCUUUGACCAUCAGCUCAUCUACUGUAAGAAGGACCUUCUCCGCCGGGACGUGCUGUACUAUAAAGGCCGAGUGGACAUGGAUGACCUGGAGGUGGCAGAUCUGGAGGAUGGGAAGGACAGAGACCUCCAUGUGAGCGUCAGGAAUGCCUUCCGGCUGCACUGCGGCGCCACAGGAGAGAGCCACUUGCUGUGUGCCCGGAAGCCUGAACAGAAGCAGCGCUGGCUCAAGGCCUUCGCCAGGGAGAGGGAGCAGGUGCAGAUGGACCAGGAGACAGGAUUCUCCAUCACUGAGCUGCAGAGGAAGCAGGCCAUGCUGAAUGCCAGCAAGCAGCAGGCCACCGGGAAGCCCAAAGCCCUCAGCCGGCCCUACUACCUGACACGCCAGAAGCACCCGGCACUGCCCACCUGCCUGCCCCAGCAACAGGUCUUGGUGCUGGCAGAGCCCAAGCGGAAGCCCUCCACCUUCUGGCACAGCAUCAGCCGCCUGGCACCGUUCCGCAAGUGAGCCAGUGGCCCACCCGACCACACUGUCUGGACCUUCCCCGCCAGCGGGCCUCCGGCUUCUCCUCCUCAAGGUCCACUGUGUCCGGCCCUCCUCUGCGUAUGACACAAACUGGAAGCGAGCAGGGCCAUGUGAGGAAGCUGCUCAGUGCCACCAGUAUGUGCCAAGUUCUGGGCUCCCAUUCAUGGUUUCUGCCCCACUACUGGUGCACUGAAGACACCAGCCAGACAGGGAGCCCCACAGCAUGUGGACCCCCUGGCACCCUGGACGUUGGUGGGGCCUCCUGGGAGCUAGGGCUCAGAA